AGGGUCACGUGGCCGCUGGAACCCGGAAGCGCGUGUUGCUGGCGCCGCCGCCUCUGAGCAUGGGCAGAGCGCUCGGCCGCCGCUCUCCCGCCGCCGCGUCUCCGGGGAAGGGAGGGCAGCCCCGAGCGGCGCGGGGAGGCGCGGCCUGAAGCGGCCGGGCCCAUGGCCGACCCCGACCCCGGCCCCGGCCCCGGCCCGCCGGAGCCCGCCUGGUGGAACUGCUUUUUCCUUUACGAUGGUUCUAAGGUGAAGGAAGAAGGGGACCCCACGCAAGCUGGUAUCUGCUAUUUCAGCCCCUCUCAGACCCCUCUGGACCAGCAGGAGCUGAUAUGCAGCCAGGUGGCAGGUGUGGUCCGUUGGAUGGCAGAGAUCUCUGGUUCACCACCCCAGCUCAUUCGCCUGAGGAAGCUCAAGUUUUCCGUGAAAGUGGAUGGCAGCUACCUUUGGGUGCUGGGCUGCACUGCUGACCUGCCUGAUACCAGCUGCCAGCACUUCCUGGACCACCUGACUGGACUCUUCUGCUUUCACAAUGGACCCCUUCCUCAAGCCUACGAGGAGCGCCCACGGGAAGAGCUGGACCAGGAAUGGGAGCGGUAUGUGAGGCAUUUGCAGUGCAACACCAGCGACCUGCACCGGAUCUUCAGCUCCCUUUGGGCCGUGGACAAAACCAAAGUGGAUCCACUGCUGCUGCUGAAAGCGGCCCUGAUCCUCCAGACAUGCCAGCGCACUCUUCACGUGUUGGCUGGAUGCAUUGUCUACAAGGGCUUGGUCGUCAGCACCCAGUUGCCACCCGACCUCACUGCCCGGGUUCUGCUGCAAGAGGCAGAGAGAGACCCCAAGGGCCUGCCCACAGAUGGAGGCUCGCUGCAGGAUCAGGAAAACCUUUUGCUGCCCCCGGAAGCUCCCCGUUUACCUCAAGGGGUCCAGAUCACCCCCGUUUAUCUCUUAGAAAGUGAAGCAGCCACGUUGCGAGGCUUUCCUGUGGAGUGGAUGGUCAGGUCUCAGGGGGGCCAAGCGAGCAGUGCUGAUGAUGGAGCAGCCUCGGCAGCCAUCACCAAUGGGCCCGGUGGAGCAGCUUUGGUGAGGAUGGCCUUGUACGUCCACCGCGUCCGAGGUUUGGUGCUCGUCCUCCUGGCUGAAGAGCAAUUUGUUGAGAGUGAGGGCUCCAUCAAGGAUGUGUAUCACAGCAGUCUGGCCUCUCUGAACGGGUUGGAGGUCCACCUACAGGAGACCCUGCCAAAGGGUGGCCUCGGCUCGGCCAAGAGCUCCUACGGCUUUGCGCAUUAUGACUUGAUCCAGAACGUUCUUACCACUAACUUUUCACCAGCCGGCAACCCCCAGGACCAGCACUUCCAGAGAGCGGCGAGCUUGAUCCAUGCUGACUUAAACCAGCUGCCAAUGGUGUCGGAAAUAACCGUCCGGAACGCUUCCACAGCCGUGUACGCCUGCCGGAACGCUAUCCAAGAAACGUACUUCUUCCAGGUGGGCUCCCCACUCCGCAAUUCGGGGGCACCUAAUCCUCAAGACAGCGCCUUCGCCUUGCCCUCCAAGGCCAAGCAGAAGCUACUGAAGCACGGCGUGAACUUGCUCUGAGCCAGGCAGCCUUGCGGCGUGUAGCAGCCAUCUGGGACCUUUGAGCACUAUGGAAAUGCCUUUGUGUUUUUUAAAAAUAAUGUGGGUGGGUGUGGGAGGAUACACCACAGCGUGGGGACAGCCACUUCCAACCAUGCCUCUCGUCGUUUGCACUUUUGGCAAAGAAAGUCCAGGUUUCCUGGAGGGGGGCGGCGGCCAUCCUUUGCCAGAUACUGGCGGGGGGGGGGGGAGCAUAAAGCUUUCAGACAUGCGCCACUUCCUACUGCAUGUAGAUGUACACCAUGCAAGAUUGUACCCUUUCUACUCUUUUUUUUAAUCAGGUGAGACCCUACACUCAUCAUUCUCAAGCUUUAGCCUCUCCUGCAGGCAUUUCUGUUGGGAGGUGGUGGCAGAUAGUUUAUCCCUCCCCUCCACCGAUACAAAUGUUCGAAAUGGAAGGCGCGCACUCACCCCACCUCUCCUGAUGGGAGAGAACAGAAUGGGGCGGGGAAGGAAGAGCUUCACAGAGGGCAGACUUCUUGUACCCAUGUGGAGGCAGCACUAAUAAAGUUUCCAGCUCUG
Eublepharis macularius is the source of this 2154-nucleotide messenger RNA. It is a transcript of the gene HPS4, whose product is annotated as HPS4 biogenesis of lysosomal organelles complex 3 subunit 2. Gene Ontology annotation, biological process: vesicle-mediated transport. Bases 163 to 1593 code for a protein of 476 amino acids. The record is from RefSeq and is a predicted model, not a curated record. NCBI's taxonomy places the organism in Eukaryota, Metazoa, Chordata, Lepidosauria, Squamata, Eublepharidae. The transcript is spliced from 13 exons.